AUGGCAAAACUUCGCAUACGCCAGUCCAUCCAGCACAUCCAGUAUCUAUAUGACAGCAAUACAGACCGCUCCGUCCUGGAGAAGCUCAUCAAGGCAUGGAGAGGUAUCCAGGCUUUACCGCCCUACCACCCAAACUCCUACUUCAGGAUCGGGGGCUUCCACGGAGAGCCUUUCCGCGGACCGGGUGUCUCUGACACCAACUGGUGGGGGGGAUAUUGCAAUCAUGGCAAUGUCCUGUUCCCAACCUGGCAUCGUGCCUAUCUUCUUCGGCUCGAAGAGGCCCUGCGGUCCAUCGAGGGGUGCGAGGACGUCACGCUUCCUUUCUGGGAUGAGACGUUUGACCUCGACCAUCCCAUCCCUGACAUCCUCACCUCGCCUACCUUUCCACUGGACGGCGGUCCUCGCAACCCGCUCUACUCGUAUACAUUGCAAAAGACGCUCUACGAGAAUGUGGCGGGGAAUCGGUACACCAAGCCCGAAGGGUAUACGACAGUCCGCUACCCUCUCUCCGGGCUCGUCGGCACCCCCAAGGAGGCCGAGGAGACCAAGGUGCACAACGCCAAGUAUGACGACCCCAAGGCGAGAAACAAGAUACUCAACGACAACGUGUCCGCCUGGCUGAAGGGAACCGUCAAGAUCACGCACGACGGCGGCGAAAAGACCAUGUACCCUGACACGUACUCGGUCGCGGCCCGGCUCCGUCUCUGCCUCGCCGCGCCCAACUACACCGUCUUCUCCAACACAUCGUCGCAAUGCCAGUGGAUCACGGACCAUGGCUCCCACAACCCCGAUUACGUCGUGUCACUCGAGUCGCCGCACAACGCCAUCCACCUCGCCGUGGGCGGCUUCUACCACCGCGGUGUGUACGACGCCGACGCCAUCCUGGGCGCCAACGGCGACAUGGGCGACAACGAGACGGCCGGCUUCGAUCCCAUCUUCUUCCUCCACCACUGCUUCGUAGACUACGUCUUCUGGACGUGGCAGAAGCGCGCGAGCAAGACCCAGCCCGGCAGUCUGACCGUCAUCAAGGGCUACCAUGGAACUGUCGUGGAAGAGCACGACGGCCUCCCGUACCUGGCCCCCGGCACCACGCUCGACAACACCACGCCCUUGUAUCCCUUCCGCACCGCUCGCGACGCCUACUACACGUCCGACGACGUGACCGACAUCGAGGGCCAGCUGGGCUACACCUACGCCCGCGGGUCGCUGGACCACGUUCCCGAGGGACCAAGGAGCGGCCACUUGGGGGCCAUUGACGCCGAGAUGGCGGCCAUCAAGCGCGUGAGAAACGUCAGCCGCGCCGACUACCCGGGCUCGUUCGUCAUCCGCACCUACAUCCGCCACCCGCGCACCGAGGAGCAGAUCGAGAUUGGCCGCGAGCCGGUGCUCAGCCGCCGCAACAUCGCGGCGUGCAGAAACUGCCAGAACAAGCUGGACGUGGAUUCGCUGGUGCCCGUUUACAAGGGCAUGCUCGACGCUCUCGGCGUCAAGGAGAUCCCCGAGGCCUGGGCCGAGAUCCACACGCAUGAUCAGUUGAGGCUUCGCGAGCCCUGGCCUGGUAGUCAUCGUAAGCCUAUUGUGGACGAUCUGUAA
Metarhizium acridum CQMa 102 is the source of this 1593-nucleotide messenger RNA. RefSeq lists its product as uncharacterized. Gene Ontology annotation, molecular function: oxidoreductase activity. The record is from RefSeq and is a predicted model, not a curated record. NCBI's taxonomy places the organism in Eukaryota, Fungi, Ascomycota, Sordariomycetes, Hypocreales, Clavicipitaceae.